Messenger RNA from Cynara cardunculus var. scolymus (artichoke), 1414 nucleotides. RefSeq names its product ATP synthase mitochondrial F1 complex assembly factor 2. Gene Ontology annotation, biological process: mitochondrial proton-transporting ATP synthase complex assembly. The record is from RefSeq and is a predicted model, not a curated record. Gene Ontology annotation, cellular component: mitochondrion. The coding region runs from base 151 to 1200 and encodes 349 amino acids. The transcript is spliced from 7 exons. NCBI's taxonomy places the organism in Eukaryota, Viridiplantae, Streptophyta, Magnoliopsida, Asterales, Asteraceae.
CUACAUAGUAGGUUCAUUACCGAUCGGAAAAAGACGCUCUCAAAUUCCGUGGACUCUCGCUUCUUCUCACUCAUCGGCCGUCGUGAAUCUGUGGAUUGUGGAAUCUAGAGAAGGAAAGCAUCAUAAAUUGAACAACGGCCUUUCUCUCGGAUGGCGACUGCUAUUCUCAAGAAAACCUUCAAUUCCUUAAACCCUAACGAUAUAAUCCUCCGAUCCCUAUCUUCCUAUGCCGCAGCUGCUGCAACUAACGCUGGACAACCUCAGACCGACGACACGCCUUCCUCAUUCACCUUCUCGCCAGAUCAGAAUGACGAUAGUAAUGACAACAGCAAGGGAAAUAGCGGUGGCAGCGAUGAUAUAUACAUCAAGUCUAAGAAACCACCGCCUUCGACCUCAGUGACCAUGCCGAUGUCGUUCAUGACUGGAUCAAUAGUUGGGAAGAGGUUCUACAAGCAAGUGACGACCAGAGCAGCCGAUGACGGUAAUGGUUGGUCGGUGAUGCUUGAUUACAGGACACUUAAAACCCCUUCUAAGAGGCCUCUCAAAUGCACUACUCUCGCUCUUGCCAAAGCUAUUGCUGCCGAAUGGGAGUACCAGCUUUCAGAUGGAAUUAGGCCAUUCACGAUGCCUCUAAUGAAACUUGCAUGCACUGCUUUGGAAAGAGUUCCCCUCACUAGGUCGAAGAUUAUCGAUAAUUUAUUGCAAAGGUUUCAUCAAGAUUUGGUCUUUUGCCGCGCCCCAGAUGAUGAUGUGUUAACAAGUGGUGUCCAUGAAUUACAAGUGAAGAAAAUUGAUCCUCUACUUGAGUGGGUGGAAUCCGAGUUUGGCUUCAAACCCGUCGUAUAUUCCAGCUUUUUUGGGGGCAAGCAGGAGGAUGGUUUUGUAAAUGCCAUAAAAACCCUUCUUAAAGAAACCAAUGAUUGUGAACUCGCGGCAAUUGAUGCACUUGCCUCGGCAUCACAUUCGUUAAUAAUUUCCAUUGCGAUCUUUCGUGGGAAACUACAGAUUGAGGAGGCAAUUGAAUUGAUUAGACUCGAAGAAGAUAUGCAGGUCGAAAAGUGGGGUCUGGUAGAAGGCGGUCAUGAUCUUGAUGUUGCAGACCUUAAGGUCCAGGUCUCAUCUGCUGCUGUUUUCCUCGGCCUUACGAAAAGAGGUGAACGAUGCACAAGCCAGAGGUCUUUAUUGAAACAACUGCUCUAGUUUUUGGGGUAGAGGGCACGUCUACUUACAUUACACCCUACAGAUCCCACCUCCAGGUGGUUUUGGUUAAUAAAAGGUAUCCACAUCAUCGAAUGUCAUAAGAUCCACAUGUUAAAAUGGUAUAAAUAGGAAAUUUUGAGCCUUAUUGUAUUUUGAUGUAUUUUAUUUGAAGAUCAUACCAUAAUUUAAGGUUCAUCCUCACAGCAUUGGAUGC